CACGCACGCACGCACGGGCUCGGAUUUUUCGAGCGCGCGACGCUGGGGUGGGGCAGGCCUGCCGUGCUCUCCCUCCCCGUCGCCGACUCGCUGCUCCGCGGCCGACGUCCGGCAGUGCGCGAGCCGAUGCACCAGGCCGCGUCGCUCUGGCUUCGCUGACAUUGGCCGACAUCGCGCCGUCAAGUGCAGAGGCCGUUCGCGCGCUUCUCCGCCGCCGCCACCGCCGCCACAACCAGUCGGCGCGUCGGCCGACCACCGAGCCGCCAGCUUUCAACGCCCGACGCUAUUGAUUCUCGCAGCCGAUAACUCGCGUCGCUCGCGGUCAGUCGCAUAGCUCGCAGACUCUGCCGAGCAGCUUGCCGCGCGCGCGGCCUGUCUCAAGCUCGAGCUUCCGGUCCAAGUUCCAAAUUCACCUCGACGUCGAGUCGACAGUGCUGUGCGCGCGCGCGCGCGCGCGUGUGCCUCGGUGUGGGGAAAGCGCGACCGAAAGACGCCGUGUGCGACGUUGUCUCGCGAAGGUCGUGCCGGAGUAAUCGAGUAAUGCCGUAAGCUGCACUGACGGCUCCCCGUUCAAUUAUGGGCCUGUCUUUGUGGGCGCGCUUCGAGCCUCGGCAAACUAGCUUUAUUGCGGAGAGAACGCUCAGGGCGUUCUGUUCGUUCUGAAGUAACGACGCGUGCCGCAAUGACAACAUCGAUUCGACGAGUCCGCUCUUUGCUCCAACUCCACUCGACGUCGUAAACCUCAAAAAAGACGCUGCCGGUACCAGGACACUCGGAGGUGAACCUGUGCUCGGUGCUGUCGCUGGGCAAGGACCUCAGCAAAAUCACGAUGCCGGUGAUCUUCAACGAGCCGCUGUCGUUUCUGCAGCGAGUCGCCGAGUACAUGGAGUACUCGAAGCUGCUCAAGCAGGCGGCCCAAGAGACCAGUCCCGUCGCUCGGCUGCAAUACAUCUCAGCGUUCGCAGUAAGCGCUCUGGCCUCCAACUGGGACCGCCUCGGCAAGCCAUUCAAUCCCAUACUCGGCGAGACUUACGAACUGCAGCGAGAUGACUUUCGCAUAAUCUGCGAGCAAGUGUCGCACCAUCCUCCAGUGUCGGCGUUCCACGCGGACAGCGAGGAGUUCGUCUUCCGCGGCAGCAUCCACCCUAAGCUCAAGUUCUGGGGCAAAUCGAUAGAGAUCCAUCCUAAGGGAACGGUCACGGUCGAGUUGCCAAAAUGGAAGGAGGCGUACACUUGGCACAACGUCAACUGCAUCCUGCACAACGUGCUGGUCGGCCAGAUCUGGAUGGAGCAGCUGGGCGUGCUGGAGAUCAAGCAGCACGGCGGCGCCAACCUCAAGGCCGAGCUAUCCUUCAAGAGCGCCGGCUGGAACAACAAGGAUCUGCACAGAGUCGAGGGCUUCAUCGUCGAUCCCGAAAAUCACAAAAAAUUGGCAUAUCUUUACGGCAAAUGGACGGAGAGGCUAAAGGUAUGCGACGCGGCACUGUACGAAGACGCGAUCGAAAGGAUAAAACGCGAAAGCAAGAGUCCACAAAAUAGUCCCAGUCACAAAAAGGUUCUAGCCAGAUUGAGUAGUCUGAAGGUGGGAGCGUUCAAGCCUUCGCAUCAAGACGCCAUCGACGAACCCGAGUUGGACAACGAGGGCUUCACCGUUGACGACAUUCCUAACUCGACGGUUCUUUGGGAGGUCACACCCAGGCCAGCCAAUGCUGCGCAGUACUAUCAAUUUACGACAUUUGCCAUGUCGCUGAACGAGAUGCAGCCGGAAAUCGUUGACAAACUGUGCCCAACGGACUCUCGGCUGAGGCCCGAUGUUCGGAAACUGGAAAAUGGCGAUCACGACGGAGCCGCCUCGGAAAAGUCUAGGCUAGAGGAUAAGCAGCGGGAGAGCCGUAAAUCGCGGAAACACAAGAAAAAUUCCACGGAAUACAUCCCCAAAUGGUUCCUGAAAAGUACAAAUCCUUAUACAGGCGCGGACGACUGGCAGUACCAGGGUGGCUAUUGGGAUCGCAAUUACGGCGAGGUCGACGAUAUAUUCUAAUCAGCGGGGGGGGGGGGGCGAAUGGUCGCGAGGAGAGUGCGUCGUUCGCUAGCGUCGAUGUCACGAGAGAAGAAUCACGAGUAUUUGCUCGAGCGCAUCGACUGUCCGGGCGGAAAAGCCAACGGGGAAAUGAAGGGAUCUGGCGGAGCGCGCUCGGAUGCACGCUUGCCAUUGUCCGAGGAGCCGCUCGCUUAGUUUGCAGCUCACCGUACGACCUACCUAGUGACUUGUACUUCGCAGGGGAUUUCAUUUUAGCCAAGGCUCAGUGCCGUUCUAUUUAUCGGAUCGGUUCUUCCCGAUGCAAAAUCUUGGCAAUCGAUCGCUCGUAACUAGCUUCUUCUCUGCACGCGUUACAGGUCGACUGUGAGUUCCUCGGCAACGCUUGUCAAUCAGAAAUAUCAAUGCAAUCACUGCUUUUCCUCGAGCAGUCGAACAAUUUAUCGCGAGUCACAGUAAGCUGAUACACGCGUGUAAUAUCUAUACAUCCAGCCGACAUUGUGCAAAGUUAAAGCUAGUUUACUUUCUGCUACGUUUUAAGCUAUUGCACUACGCAUACAGCAUGUAGAGCGAAACUUGCAUCUGAAUCUCGUCUCUCCAUUUUCUUAAGAACCUAGCGAGACGUACGUAUAUUUAUCGAUGUGGAGUUCCCGUAUAACGUGUUGCGAAGAGCUCUUAGGAAACAAUUUUGUCGUGAAUUAUGUGUAUGUAUAUAUUAUAAAUACCAGUAAAUAGAGUCACGUAUAACACUAAGGUUCAGCAGUUGGAUCCCUCAGGAUUCACAUUUUAAUCGUGCAUCAGAAACUUGUGCGUCACUUCGAAUAGUGAAAUUAUCCGAAUCAAUUUGAAUAAGACAGGAGAGAGAUGAAACUCUGAACGUUCAAUUACAGCAUAUAACAAACUUCAUUUUCUCAAUGUCACGGACUUGGAAACUUUCAGUUCCUUUUCAAGAGCUGAAAGCCCAUCCACUUGUUUUGUAGUAUUAUUAUUAGCUGCGCGUAACAUUGCAAACACUUUUUCCACUAGUCUUCCAGUUCUCGAAAAAUGGCACAAGUUUAUGAUACUCGACAAAAACUAGAAAAAGUCAAGUUAAAUAUAACUAUACUAUUUUAAUCCUCGAGCCAUCAGUCAAAUACACUCUGUACACACAGACUCUGUGAAGAUAUAACAUUUUCGUAAUAACUUUAAGCAUAACGUUGUUCAGUAAAACAAUUGUCUUCAUUUUUCUACUUUAAUCUAUGUUCAAAUAUCAUUCAUACGUUCAAUGACAAAUUCACAUUCGUUACAGUUGGUUAAGUAUCCCAAUCGAUUAUUAAAUUCAAUCGGUGUGAUCAAUUAUUGCUCACAAAAAUAUGCAGAUUUCUUCAGUCGGUGAAAAAUAAAACGAACUUUUCAAAGAAAUGGUACAAAAUUAUUAAUAUUUACGUACAUUAUUUUACCGUAAAGUUUUUCUUGAAUAUUUUUUUCAAUGCCUCAGUUAUAAAACAAAAAUUUAUAUCCGACCAUGUGAAAUGAAUUUUUCUCAUAUAAUAUCAUUAAAAUCUAUUUUUACGUAUAUAGAUAAACCUUAAGCAGACAUCAAAUUUAUGUAACAUCGUAUAUUUUAUACAUCUUAUUAAGUGUCUAUUUUUCCAAGUAUGAAUGCGUACGAUGAAAAGAAAACUGUUCAUAAAAAAUAUAACCCUUUAGAUAAAGUUAUGAAUCUUGAUGACACGAGCUUGAACAGCACUUUUGAAACAAGUCAAAUUGAGUGCUCAUUCCGUCGUUACUUGAAAACUUGAUUUACGUUUGUAGUUGCGGAAGCUUUGAAAACUCUAAAAAAAUUUACCACAAUUAACACUUGGUUCACUUUUUUCUCAGAUAAAUAAAAUAUCAAAACUGUUUAUUUAUGAAUUUAAUUUGGUGCUCAUACUAAAGUAUAACGGCGAUCAAUUUGAAAAAGAGUUUCGCGUAAAUAUUUUGUUCGUUUGUCGAGUAAGACUGUAACAUCUGAAAAAUAUGUAAGACCUUCAGAUCGAACAAAUCUGGAGUUAAUUGUAUCCGCAAGAAUCCGCCAAUUUUUAGUUGAAUAAGCUUUUUAUGAAACACGACUUUGCUAAUUGAGAAUGAUACGCAGUGAAAUUAAUUUUUUACGCUCUUUUUAUAUACACGAUCAACUAGGAUUAAAUAUAUUUAUGUUACAUGUGAUCAUUCUCUGUGUAGAUAUUCGUCUUGUUCACUUAUAGUUUACUAUUCUUUGCUAAUAAGUAGUGAAAAAAUACGUAUGAUGUUAAUGACUAGCAUGAUUUUUAUCUGUAAAUAUGUCUGUAAGAUAAAAUGGCAUUUUGAGCUACGGAAAAUUGAUAUAAAUACACAUAUGUACAUCGAGAACUAAUAACUUAGUUAUACUGAGAUACAAGGGUACUGCAAUUAUAUCUGUACGUACUUUUACAAAAGGUCACAGUUCAAUUAUUUAUUCUUGUUGAUAUGUAAUACAUCGUGAUCAACUAGCGCGUGUAUAAUAGUUAUUAUUUACAGCUGCUAAUAUUGUUGCAAAUUUAGAUCUUUGAAUUUCCAAUGAUCUCAUUACAUUAAAUCUCUAUAACAACAAAUAGAAACAUUUUCACCUCUAGUACCAAAACAAAUCAAACGACACGAACUGUAGUCAUUAUACAAGAGCCCUGCAACAUUCCGGUGAUGCCAAUGCAAUAUAAUGGUCAAGUGUUUCGUUCUUGUGAACACGUGUAGAAACUAAUUGCUAUUCUUUUAGAGUAUCAUUCAUUAACAUUACCGUCGUUAUUAAAAGUGCAGUGAACAGUAAGAGCGUCAAUUUUGGCUGCAUAAAAUGAAGAUCCAUACAAAAUUCUAUAUUAAAAACUGCAAACAAUACAUGAAACGACAAUAAGUAUUGAUUUAUUAGAUGAUCACAUAUGCAGUCGUUUCUCUGAACAAGUCGAAUAAAUAUUUAAUUUCCGGAAAUUUACAGGUAACACUCUGGCUGAUCUGUCCGUAGUUGCACAAUGUAAAGUAUGUUAUUUCAAGUUUAGCUAACAUGAUUUUUUAGAGGACAGCUUUAGAAAUUUAUAUCUUGCAGGGAAAUUCAAAUUGAACAAAACUGAAAUGAUAUAGCAUUUUGACGGGCUGUAGUUUAUGAGGACAAUGUUCACGAAUUGUUGAUUGAGUGUAUAAUUUUUAAUUUCACGUGUGCACGUCUUCAAAUUUCAUUCAAGUUGUCAAUUUGACUUUCCAAUGACGCGAGUGCCGUUAAGAUUGAAGUGCUAAUUAUAGAAAGAAUAUACAAAAAUUGAUGCCUACAAAGCAUGUAUUUUUUGACAAGCAUUUUACUUUGAUAGGCAUCAAGACUAUAAAUGAAAGUAAGGUCUAGCAAAACAAUGACGUUGAUCGUCGAAAAAAGAAUUUCUUGUAGCGUACAAAAAGAAUGGGUAUUUUUGGUGUGAUAUGACAAUUUCAUGUUACGUAGACAUGAAUGAAAGUAAGAAUAUUGGAAACUAAAUUUAAUUUGCAAAUAAGCAUAGAUCCUUUAUUCCAAACAUCAUAAAACUAUAGUAGUAUUCAUGUUUAGUUUUACGGAUUUAAUGGUUCACACUAAUAUUUCAGUUAUUUAGGAUUCGUUAUCAAAAAAGAAAUGUGGCCAUACACUAUUGUAAUACGUGUAGUUGAAGUAAAAAUCGUAUAAAAUAAAAAUGAUUAGUUAUCAGACAACUGUCUUAUUUGUUUACUUGCAACUGAUUAUGUUAAAAGCCAGUAAUACAGUUAAGUGUUUACGAUUGGAUUAUUUGCGCUAAGCAAUGUUCCAAUUGUAAAUAGUUCGUUUGGCUGACAAAAGAAAUAGGGGCGCGUUUAGAACGAACUUGGUUAGAUAUGUAUCUAUAAUCCAAAAUAUACGCGUCUUUGUGUCCAGUAGAACAUAAACAAUUGACAAUCGUCAUCGAAAAGAUAAACAGAAUAAAUGAAACAAUAAAACAAAUAUUGUAGUUAGGUUCGUAGCAGUUCGCAGUUGCAUCAUUUACAAGUUUAAUUUAUGUAAGCGGUGUUUCAGUGUAGCUACUCAUGAAAAUAAAGGGGUUAUAUAUGGACUGCUGAAGGUCCCCUUAAAUUUUAAGUUUCGAAACGCUACCGCCAUCUUUGAUAUUGAUUAAUCAAAAGCUUAUGUUUGUUGUGGGUGGAGAAUAGCUUAACAGACUCAUGUAAAAAUACACUGCUGAUACCAACUAAUUUUCUAAUGCACACUACAUCUACGAUUCAGAUUUCUAUGAAGGAUAAUUACAAUUAGCAAAAGUAAGAUUAUUUUAUGUUUAUCACUAGAACAGCAAGUGUUCAAAGAAAGUAAUAAUGUAAAAAAUAAAUUUCGAUGAAAUUAUUUUUAUAGUUUGUUUGAAAAACAUUUGACUCAAUUCAAGGUUGCAGAUAAUUAGAAUACCAUACAGCACACUAAGAACACAUUUUUUCUAACUAAUCAAACAGUAAUUUUUCGUUCAUGAAAACCGGGAACAAGCAUUUUUUGCGCGUGCGCAUCUACACACACAUAAUUAUUUUUUGAAAGUAAAUUGUUAACUAAAACAUACUAAAAUAAUAUAAAUUUCUUAACAUAAUCAUAAAUUCAAGUCCAUAUCAGCUAAAUCAAAUGUUUUGAUUACUAA
This is a messenger RNA of Phymastichus coffea, 6678 nucleotides long. Its product is annotated as oxysterol-binding protein-related protein 2. The transcript has 8 exons. Gene Ontology annotation, cellular component: intracellular membrane-bounded organelle; cytosol; membrane. The record is from RefSeq and is a predicted model, not a curated record. Gene Ontology annotation, molecular function: sterol binding. NCBI's taxonomy places the organism in Eukaryota, Metazoa, Arthropoda, Insecta, Hymenoptera, Eulophidae. The coding region runs from base 830 to 2041 and encodes 403 amino acids.